Molecule: messenger RNA, 372 nt
Organism: Cooperia oncophora
Lineage: Eukaryota; Metazoa; Nematoda; Chromadorea; Rhabditida; Trichostrongylidae
Source: the annotation of a GenBank genome assembly
AUGUGCCUCGGUUUUUUUGGAACUUUCUUCGUGGAGCUCCACAUAAGGUGUCAUUGUGAUGUUGUUCAGGUGGACAAUCCGAAAGGUUCGUUGGUGCGCACGAUUCAAACAUGGGCGAAAAAUACGAUCGGUAUUUCGACGCCAUUCUUUUACGGAAGAGGACUGUUCCAGUUGGACUUCGGCUUUUUCCCACAUCGAACACCGAUUGACACUGUCGUUGGGGCGCCAAUAGCUGUUCCGAAGAUACCUCAGCCGACCGAAGAGGAAGUGGACCGCGUCCAUCGUCAGUACUGCGAAGCCCUUACAAAGCUCUUCGAUCAGCACAAAACUCGAUUCGGCGUCUCCAAAGAAACGAAACUCGUUUUUGUCUAG